Periophthalmus magnuspinnatus is the source of this 2591-nucleotide messenger RNA. RefSeq names its product zinc finger protein 892-like. Gene Ontology annotation, cellular component: nucleus. Gene Ontology annotation, biological process: regulation of transcription by RNA polymerase II. The record is from RefSeq and is a predicted model, not a curated record. Gene Ontology annotation, molecular function: RNA polymerase II cis-regulatory region sequence-specific DNA binding; DNA-binding transcription factor activity, RNA polymerase II-specific. Lineage: Eukaryota; Metazoa; Chordata; Actinopteri; Gobiiformes; Gobiidae. The transcript has 3 exons. Bases 110 to 1870 code for a protein of 586 amino acids.
GGGGGCAGCAGUGCACUAACCGUGUCUACUCUGCUGCACGAAAAGCAGGAAGCAGACAGAGCCCCGUGUGCGGUUAGCUCGGAGCUAAAGCUAAAAACACUUUGUUAAAAUGUCCAAAGGCCAAACGCUGAGAGCUUUGGUGAAUGAGCGGCUGACUGCGGCUGCUGAAGAGAUCUUUGCGCUGUUUGAAAGAACGAUAGCGGAGUAUGAGGAGGAACUGUGUCGCUCCAAAGAGGAGAACCAGAGGAACCAGGACACUCCACAGACUCCACGGAUUAAAGAGGAGCCAGAGGAGCAGAGCGUCAAACAGGAGGAAGACACGCUCCCAGCACAGCUCCCAGUGGGUGUCCUAGAGUCCAGUGCUGUCUGUGUGAAGACAGAAGAGUCCUCACUGCUUCAACAUAGACAAACUGAGCACAGAGAGGAAACACAGGGAGAGGACAUCAGCACAGAGCCACAUUUACACUCAGAGACUGAGGGACACAUGGAGCACUCCUCUGACACUGACAAUGAUGACGACUGGAGAGCUCCAUUCAGCUGUUCAGCUGCACAGAUGGAGACAGAGGCUGAUGGAGACAACUGCAACCAAGUCCAGAAAGGCCAAACGCUGAGAGCUUUGGUGAAUGAGCGGCUGACUGCAGCUGCUGAAGAGAUCUUUGCGCUGUUUGAAAGAACGACAGCGGAGUAUGAGGAGGAACUGUGUCGCUCCAAAGAGGAGAACCAGAGGAACCAGGACACUCCACGGAUUAAAGAGGAGCCAGAGGAGCAGAGCGUCAAACAGGAGGAAGACACGCUCCCAGCACAGCUCCCAGUGGGCGUCCAAGAGUUCAGUGUUGUAUGUGUGAAGACAGAAGAGUCCUCACUGCUUCAACAUAGACAAACUGAGCACAAAGAGGAAACACAGGGAGAGGACAUCAGCACAGAGCCACAUUUACACUCAGAGAGUGAGGGACACAUGGAGCACUCCUCUGACACUGACAAUGAUGAAGACUGGAGAGCUCCAUUCAGCUUUUCACCUGCACAGAUGGAGACAGAGGCUGAUGGAGACCACUGCAACCAAGUCCAGAUCAGAGCCAGAAGCAUCGCUGCACCAAACUCAGGUCUAUCCCCCAAAUACAAGUCUGCACCAGAGACCAGUCCCACUGUGAACUAUGGAGACAUGUCAGGAACAGCCCAAGGAGCUGACAAGAAGGAACAUCAGUGCUCUGUGUGUAUGAAGAGGUUUGGGUUUAAGCAGACUUUGCAAAAACACAUUAGAGUUCAUACAGGAGAGAGACCAUUCAGCUGUUUAAUUUGUAUGAAAACAUUUACUGCAAAGACCAGUCUAGAUAACCAUAUAAAGAUACACACUGGUGAACGACCUUACAGCUGUUCAACAUGUGAGAAAACAUUUACCAUGAAGAGUCAUCUUGAUACACAUAUAAAAAUACACACUGGAGAGAAACCUUACAGCUGUUCAACAUGUGAGAAAACAUUUACCCAAAAAGCUAAUCUAGAUUCCCAUGUGAAGAUUCACACAGGAGAGAAACCAUUCAGCUGUUCAACAUGUGGGAAAACAUUUACUAUGAAGUGUACUUUAGAUGCACAUAUGAGAGUGCACACGGGAGAGAGACCAUUCAGCUGUUCAAUAUGUGAAAAAACAUUUAGUGAUAAGAGUUCUCUUCUUCGACAUCUGAGAACACACACAGGUGAAAGACCCUACAGUUGUUCAACAUGUGAGAAGACAUUUGCCAGAAAGAGUAAUCUAGAGCAACAUGAGAGAACACACACUGCUGAGAGACCUUACAGCUGUUUGAUUUGUAAUAAAGGAUUUAAACGUAAACAACAUUUGAAGAAUCACACGAGAACUCACAGAACAGAAAGUGACUGAAAGCUAAUUGGUUGUGUUCAUGAGAUGUUUUAAAGAGAAUUCUGUCUUGGAAUCUGCUGCUUCAUUUUGAGUGAAAAUCCUGUCAUGAACAAUUGAGCACCAAUGAUGAUCUAAUGACUGUAUUUAUUUAAUGACAUGUGAUAAAAUUCUGUCUGUAUUAUUCGGUCUCCAGCUCCGAAGCUCAAAUUGGUCUGUUCCACCUUGUGCUGUUAUUUAUUUGUAAUUUUAAGGUUAGCAGCUAUUUUUAACCUCAUUUGAACUACUUUGUUUUUUUCUAGUGUAUUGUAGAAUAAAUUGUAAACCUUCCUAAAAUGUUUUAGUUUUCCCUUUUGUUCAGUUGAGAUUGCCACAGAAAGCCUACAAUAUCUCCUGGUGCACAGAGAAAUGAUGUUUAACCGAGGAUAAAACAAUAGCUGUAUAGCUCCAAAAAUUGGCAAAUCGAGGGGCGGAAAUUAUUUAAAUGAUUCUAGUGAAGUUUAAAACACAGUGGAGCACUGCCUGUAUUACCACUAAAUGACAUCACAAGGUGGAACAGUGAUUUCUGUUUGAGAGAAGAACUCCACCUAAGCCUGCAGAGUUUGUGUGUUAAAUAUGUGUGAAUGAAACAAAAACAACUUCAUGUCUGUUUGUGAUGAGGAAACUGCAUUAGAACAGAUCAGAAAAUAGCCUAAUAUGAGCCCUUUAAAAUAACUGUGAUUUCAAUAAAGGCCUAAAAAGCAGU